Messenger RNA from Brassica napus (rape), 2436 nucleotides. RefSeq names its product probable clathrin assembly protein At4g32285. NCBI's taxonomy places the organism in Eukaryota, Viridiplantae, Streptophyta, Magnoliopsida, Brassicales, Brassicaceae. Gene Ontology annotation, cellular component: clathrin-coated vesicle; clathrin-coated pit. The transcript is spliced from 2 exons. Gene Ontology annotation, molecular function: 1-phosphatidylinositol binding; SNARE binding; phosphatidylinositol-4,5-bisphosphate binding. Gene Ontology annotation, biological process: clathrin-dependent endocytosis; clathrin coat assembly; vesicle budding from membrane. The record is from RefSeq and is a predicted model, not a curated record. The coding region runs from base 377 to 2260 and encodes 627 amino acids.
AAAGAAAAAAAGAAAAAUCACUAACAGUGUUCAGACCAGAGAGUCUGAGACUCAGACAAAACGGCUCCGUUAGUUCCGGUUACAAAAAUAUCGCAUCUCCUUUAGAUCAAACGGCUUUCAUUAAUCCACGUCAUCCUCAACUCAAGCUCUCUUUAAAUCCUCUCCCUCUGUCUAAAGCCACUUCAUCUUGGACUCGUUCGAUGGAUCUGUCACACCGCCAAAUAAGUCGUAAUAUGAGAUCUUCUUCACCUUCCUCAUAGAUCUCAGAUCCCGAUUCCGUCUCCUCCGCCUGAGAAAUAACAUUUCCUCCACCGGAGAACACUUCUCUCUCCCUCAGAUCUAGCGAAAGAAAGAGUUUGAGUCAAACCUAACCACCAUGGCGUUGAGCAUACGCAAAGCGAUCGGCGUGGUGAAGGACCAGACGAGCAUCAGCAUAGCCAAGGUCGCCAGCAACAUAGCUCCAGAUCUGGAAGUGGCCAUCGUCAAAGCCACGAGCCACGACGACGACCAGUCCACGGAGAAGUACAUCCGCGAGAUCCUCAGCCUCACCUCCCUCUCCCGCGGCUACGUCCACGCCUGCGUCACCUCCGUCGCCCGCCGCCUCGGCAAAACUCGCGACUGGAUCGUCGCGCUCAAAGCCUUAAUGCUCGUCCACCGCCUCCUCAACGACGGCGACCCGCUCUUCCAGGAGGAGAUCCUCUACGCGACGAGGCGAGGCACGAGGAUCCUCAACAUGUCUGACUUUCGCGACGAGGCGCACUCCAGCUCCUGGGACCACUCUGCUUUCGUGAGGACGUAUGCUAGCUACUUGGAUCAGAGGCUAGAGUUGGCUUUGUUCGAGAGGAAAGGGAAGAACGGUGGAGGGAGUGGGAGUAGUCACCAGAGUAAUGAUGAUUUUCGAUCUCCCCCUCCUCAGAGAGGUUAUGAUUACGAGAACGGUUACGGUAUGCCGAAAAGGUCACGGUCCUUUGGAGAUGUGAAUGAGAUUGGUGGAGGGAGAGAUGUUGUUACUGUUACUCCGUUAAGAGACAUGCCGCCAGAGAAGAUUUUUGGGAAGAUGGGGCAUUUACAGAGGCUUCUUGACCGGUUCUUGUCUUCUCGUCCUACCGGUUUAGCUAAAAGCAGCAGGAUGAUCUUGGUUGCUAUGUAUCCUAUUGUGAAGGAGAGUUUCAGGCUUUACGCUGAUAUUUGUGAAGUGUUGGCGGUUCUUCUUGAUAAGUUUUUUGAAAUGGAGUAUACGGAUUGCGUUAAGGCCUUUGAUGCUUACGCUAGCGCGGCGAAACAGAUUGAUGAGCUCAUUGCGUUUUACCAUUGGUGUAAAGACACUGGUGUGGCGAGAUCUUCUGAGUAUCCUGAGGUGCAGAGGAUUACUAGUAAGUUGUUGGAGACGCUUGAGGAGUUUGUGAGGGAUAGAGCUAAGAGGGGGAAGAGUCCUGAGAGGAAGGAGAUAGAAGCUCCUCCUCCUCCGGCUCCUGAGGAGGCGGCGGAGGUGGAUAUGAACGAGAUCAAAGCGCUUCCUCCUCCGGAGAACUAUACUCCUCCGCCGCCUCCGCCUAAGCCAGAGGCGAAAGUGGAGCAACCGCAAGUAACUAAUGAUCUAGUUGACCUGAGGGAGGAUGGUGUUAGUGCUGAUGACCAAGGAAACAAGUUUGCUCUUGCCCUUUUCGCUGGCCCUGUCACUAGUAACGGAAAAUGGGAAGCGUUCUCUUCUGAUAACAGCGAGGUGACAUCAGCCUGGCAGAAUCCAGCAGCGGAACAAGGGAAGGCUGAUUGGGAGCUUGCGUUGGUCGAGACAGCUAGCAACCUCGAGCAUCAGAAAGCCGCGAUGGGCGGUGGUUUAGACCCGUUGCUGCUCAACGGUAUGUACGAUCAAGGAGCUGUUAGACAACACGUGAGCACCUCGGAGCUAACCGGUGGGAGUUCAAGCAGCGUGGCGCUACCUUUGCCGAGUAAGACCAACAGCCAUAUAUUAGCGCUCCCUGCACCUGAUGGAACCGUGCAGAAAGUGAACCAAGACCCUUUUGCUGCUUCGCUAACGAUCCCGCCUCCUUCGUAUGUGCAAAUGGCUGAGAUGGACAAAAAGCAGUAUCUUUUGACUCAGGAGCAGCAGCUAUGGCAGCAGUAUCAGCAAGAAGGGAUGAGAGGUCAAGCUAGUUUGGCUAAGAUGAGUCCUGCCCCAAACGGAAUGCCUUAUGGGAUGCCACCGGUUAACGGGAUGGGACCGCCACCGAUGGGGUAUUACUACAACAACCCUUACUGAGCUUUGUUCUUUUCUUUACAUAAAUAUAUAAUAUUUUUCGACCAAUACACAGAUGGUACCUCAUGUUUCUUGUGUUAUAAUCCGGUUGCUUCUUGUAUCUUCCUGGUUAUGAGUUUGCUUGAAGACUGUUUAUCUUUUGAGUUUGAUUAAUAAUGUCAUUUAAAACCCAUUUUUUU